UAUAAAUGGAGGUCAGUCAGCAGCAGGCAUUACAAGCUCACGAAAAGUUUGGAACCGCUGAUCUAGAAGAAGCCAAGGAACUAGUCAACCUACUUAGGCACAAGCAAGGGAUUCAUAGUUCUUCAGAGAGGGUCCAGAAAAGAGAAGAUGGCCCGAAUUCUAAAAUUAAGCGACAUUUUAUGCUGAGCGAAGAGUCUGAGAGUGCCCGUGAACGUACCUGUCUGAUCAUGAGAGUCUUAAUAGGCUCUUUGGUACUCGGCAGUGUCGCAUACAUGUUUUACAGUAUCAUAUUCUAGAGAAGUUUCAAUAUUUAGAUCUAA
Molecule: messenger RNA, 320 nt
Organism: Moneuplotes crassus
Lineage: Eukaryota; Ciliophora; Spirotrichea; Euplotida; Euplotidae
Source: the annotation of a GenBank genome assembly